CAGCCCAUUUAUUUUUAUUUUUUUUGGCUGUGUUUCAGACUGAACCCUAAAAACGUGCACCAGCGGCCCACGGUGGCGCUGCUCUGUGGUCCCCACGUGAAGGGGGCCCAGGGCAUCAGCUGUGGCCGCCACCUCUCCAACCACGAUGUCCACGUCAUCCUCUUCCUCCCCAACUUCGUCAAGAUGCUGGAGUCCAUCACCAACGAGCUGAACCUGUUCAGCAAGACACAGGGUCAGCAGGUGUCCAGUGUCAAAGACCUCCCAGACACCCCGGUUGACUUAGUGAUCAACUGCCUGGAUUGUCACGAAAAUGCCUUUCUGAGAGACCAGCCUUGGUACAAAGCAGUGGUGGACUGGGCCAACCAGAACCGGGCCCCUGUGCUGAGCAUAGACCCCCCCAUGAGCGAGAUGGAGCUGGGCAUCGAUGCCAAGUGGUCGCUGGCCCUGGGGCUGCCGCUGCCGCUGGGCGAGCGUGCUGGGCGUGUCUACCUCUGUGACAUUGGCAUUCCCCAGAAGGUCUUUCAGGAGGUGGGCAUCAACUACCACUCACCCUUUGGCUGCAAAUUCGUCAUCCCCCUGCACUCUACUUAGAGCCCUCCUAAGAGGAGGGAGGAGCUCUGU
Molecule: messenger RNA, 621 nt
Organism: Sturnus vulgaris (Common starling)
Lineage: Eukaryota; Metazoa; Chordata; Aves; Passeriformes; Sturnidae
Source: RefSeq, a predicted model, not a curated record